AUGAUGGAGGUGGAUACCUUAACAGACUGUGAUAGGAAAUGCAGGAGACCAAAGGGAAUGGUGGGAGAUGUUAACAACGAGAGGAGGUAUAGGGAAAGGUGGAUCAAAGCAUUUGAAGAUUACCUUAGCCUAAGCAAAAAAAAUGGGUGGUACCUGAAGAAACUAAAAGAUCUUCAAGAAAAGAUGUGGACCAGCAGGAGCAGGAAAAUUAUCUACAAAAUCAGAAAGGUCAGCAAUUGCUUUGAGGUGUGCGUGGUAAAAAAUGAGUUGAUUAGCCUUAUUUUGGCUGGAAUAUUCUUUACAAGGAUUUUGAAUCAAGGAUGUGAAGUAUCAUGUAUUUCCUCCUCUUAAAAAACCUUUUGGCCAAUUUAAGCACUCCAUGUAACGCCGUGAAAACAAAACUCGGACAAAGUAGUAAAUUACCUUAUAAUAAACCUACAACAAUAACAUCUUUAUUUGCACUCUACAUUGAUUUACACUGUUAAAAACAUACUAUUAAAUAUAGAGAGAGUACUGGCUGCCCAUAAUAACCAUUGACGGCUAAAAAGAUAGGGCAAACUUACUUAGGUCAUUAAUAAAUGAUUUUAUAAACGGUCAGGUACACCAGGUACACACAGCUACACAAAACACGCACACAAAAAAACAGAAAAAAGCUAGUGAAUAAGUAAAGACAAAAAGGGAAGACAGCAAAAGAAAACUAAUAGCGUCAGUAUCAAGCAAUGGAAAGCCAGAAAAAAAUAUAUUGUUGAAUAAGAAUUGACUUUAGCAUAUUCUUAAAACGUUUGGGAGGAAGGAGCUUGAUGUAAUGUCUUAAAUAAAGAAAAAAGACUUUACUCGCAGUCAUUUCCGGUGCUACUCUUAAAGCACAAGAAAUUGUAAUUCAGCAAUGACAUCUUUUUACCAGCAAAAGCUCGUUAACAGAGUCCAGAAACUGCAUUGUGCCCCUGUAACUGAUAAAUGGUGGGAAAAUUUGAGAGACGAACUGUGGACCCAAUUUGCAAAUGACAAUCUUACUGUUUGCAGCGAUUUUUUUUUCACUUAGACCAUAAUAAUGCACCUUUUCCUUCGCCAAAAGCCUCGUCUGCUACAUAAUGGAGAUGAUGAGUGGCUAUGUUAUUGA
This is a messenger RNA of Porites evermanni, 1120 nucleotides long. The record is from the annotation of a GenBank genome assembly. Lineage: Eukaryota; Metazoa; Cnidaria; Anthozoa; Scleractinia; Poritidae.